UCUCCAUUCAUUGUGUCCACAGACAGAGGCAGGGUUUGUCAACCUGACACUCCUUGAUUCACUGUUUUCUAGCCUUCGCCAGCCUUCUGGGCACCACCAACAUCUUUGGCUUUUAUUUUGAAGGCGGCCUUGCAGACCACGUGGUGUUGGUGGGCGUGGCUCUGCCUCUCCGUUCCUUCAACCUGCAGCCAGUCAGUCAGACGGUGAAACGGUCCAGGACGGUUCCGAUGGAGCCCCAGAGGAAGUUGAUCAACUCGGUGGACAGCUGUGUGGACGAGGCCCUCUGCGGCCUGGUCAGGGCCUCCGGGGGCCUCGCUCUGCUGAGGGGUCACAGGGUCGUUCUCCGGUCUGACCCCAGCAACCUGAGGGGCAAAGUGGCCCUGCUGUCCGGUGGGGGGUCGGGCCACGAGCCGGCGCACGGGGGGUACGUCGGUGCAGGGAUGCUGUCUGCGGCUGUAGCUGGAGGAGUGUUUGCUUCCCCGCCUCCUGCCAGCAUCCUGGCUGCCGUACUGGCUCUCCAUGAUGCAGGGGCCUCCGGGGUCCUCCUCAUCGUGAAGAACUACACCGGCGACCGCCUCAACUUCGGGCUGGCCGCCGAGCAGGCCCGCAACCACGGCGUCGCUGUUGACAUGGUGAUAGUGGCCGACGACUGUGCCUUCGACCAGCCCAGCAAGGCGGGCCGGAGAGGCCUGUGCGGCACCGUCCUCAUUCACAAGCUGGCAGGUGCCUUGGCUGAAGAAGGCCGCUCAUUGGACCAGAUUGUUUCUAAGAUGACAGAGGUGUUGAAAGGAAUCGGCACAUUGGGCGUGAGUCUGUCGCCCUGCAGCGUUCCAGGCUGCCGGCCGUCCUUCGACCUGCCGCCCGGGGACAUGGAGCUGGGACUGGGAAUCCACGGUGAACCUGGGAUCAAGCGGUCCAAGGUGGCGUCUGCAGACGAGGUGGUGAAAGCCAUGCUCGAUCACAUGACCAACCCGGCCAGCCAGUCCCAUCUGCCACUGACAACAGGAGACACUGUGGUUUUGUGUGUCAACAACCUCGGAGCUCUGUCCUGUCUGGAGAUGGCUGUGGUCACCAGAGCGGCCAUUAACUCCCUCGAAAACCGUGGCGUGGCGGUUGCCAGGACGAUGUCCGGGUCGUUCAUGACGUCGCUGGAGAUGGCGGGAGUGUCGCUGACUCUGAUGAAGGCCGACCCGGAAACACUGCGACUGUUUGACACAAAGACUGGCGCCCCCGCCUGGCCGAACCUGAGCGCUGCAAGCGUGAGCGGGAGAGACUACGUCACUGACCCCCCGACCUCGAGCACGCCACCUCAGGACAGCAAACACGCGGAAGGGCCGCUGAGUCCCAUCAUGCGUAAAGCGCUGGAGAAGAUUUGUUCCACCCUCCUGGAGAAGCAGGAGGAGCUGAACUCUCUGGACCGGGCCGCCGGGGACGGCGACUGCGGGAACACCCACGCUCAGGCUGCCAGAGCUGUCCGGGAGUGGCUCCAGGGCCACGCCGUGCCCGGCCGCCCCGGGGAAAUGCUGUCGGCGCUGGCCGGGCUGGUCCAGGAGAAGAUGGGCGGGUCUUCAGGAGCGCUGUACAGUUUGUUCCUGACCGCCGCCGCCGGUCACAUGACCGACGGCCGGAGCGACGCUGCAGCCUGGGCCGGUGCAGUGCAUGCUGGGACGCAGGCCAUGAGCAGAUACGGAGGUGCUGAACCUGGAGACAGAACAAUGUUGGACGCUUUGAGUCCUGCAGUAGACGAGCUGAUGAGUCUGAGAGCAGCGCCGCCUGCUGAUCACAUGGCUGUGCUACAAGCUGCUGUGCAGAAAGCCGCCUCGGGGGCGGAGGCCACCCGCAGCCUCACCGCCAGGGCCGGGCGAGCCAGCUACAUCGCCGCCGAGCGGGUCACCCAGCCCGACCCCGGCGCCGUGGCCGUGGCCGCCAUCUUCAGAGCCGUCCUGGAGACGCUGCAGGAGCAGGAGUGACGCCGCAACGAGCUCAUAAACGACGAGCAGUGCUUCAACUGACACAUCAACCCGCACUUUAAUGAGAACAAGACGAAAUGAUCACAUGUAGGAAAAUGAAUCAAUGAGAAAUUCACAUCUUUUGAUAGCAAAUCAGGGGGAAAAGGAAAGGUUUUGUGUUUUUAAUAUGAUUAACUCACAAAGAAACACUGUAAACAUCAUUAUUCAAGCUGUAAUUAUAUAGUGUGUGCAGUAACUGAUCCGAACAGCAGGAGAAGUUUGAGUAACAUUCCAAGUCUGUGCUGAUUAAAUACUGUUGAAUAAAAUAAGAAAUUAUUUAAA
Messenger RNA from Salarias fasciatus (jewelled blenny), 2291 nucleotides. It is a transcript of the gene tkfc, whose product is annotated as triokinase/FMN cyclase. Bases 228 to 1970 code for a protein of 580 amino acids. Gene Ontology annotation, cellular component: cytosol. Gene Ontology annotation, biological process: glycerol catabolic process. The transcript has 18 exons. Gene Ontology annotation, molecular function: glycerone kinase activity; ATP binding. Lineage: Eukaryota; Metazoa; Chordata; Actinopteri; Blenniiformes; Blenniidae. The record is from RefSeq and is a predicted model, not a curated record.